AUGGUGUCGAGACUAAGGACGUGUGUCCUCUGCCUCCAGUAUCCCUCGGGACGGUCCAAACUGUCUACCAUUCCCACUGCCGCCGGUGGCUAUAGCUCCAAGGUCAGGCCACCAGAGCUAUGCGUGGCAGAGGAUGAAGAGCGCAGGGCACGCAACCUGUCAGGGCUCUGCUUUGGGAGAAACCCCGUUAUCAAAGUGGAAAGAAGAGAUUUUUUUUUUUUUUUUGAAAGGGGAGGAGCGUGUGCAGAGGGGCGGAGUGGGAGGAGAAGCGGCUGGCUCUCCCGGAUCAGACGGGAGCUGGAGUUGGGUGGGGAAGGCGGGCGAGUUCCAGCGCUCGCUCUGAGGGUCGGCUUCCUCUCCCCCUCCCGCGCGGGGCGGGGUGGUGCCUUAGCUGGACCCAUUAUUGUGGAGCCUCAUGUCACAGCAGUAUGGGGAAAGAAUGUUUCGUUGAAGUGUUUAAUUGAAGUAAAUGAAACUAUAACACAAAUUUCAUGGGAGAAGAUACAUGGCAAAAGUUCACAGACUGUUGCAGUUCAUCAUCCUCAAUAUGGAUUCUCUGUUCAAGGGGAAUAUCAGGGAAGAGUCUUGUUUAAAAACUAUUCACUUAAUGAUGCAACAAUUACACUACACAACAUAGGAUUUUCUGAUUCUGGAAAAUACAUAUGCAAAGCUGUUACAUUCCCACUUGGAAAUGCUCAGUCUUCUACAACCGUGACUGUAUUAGUUGAACCCACUGUGAGCCUGAUAAAAGGACCAGAUUCCUUAAUUGAUGGAGGAAAUGAAACAGUAGCAGCCAUUUGUAUUGCAGCCACUGGAAAACCAGUUGCACAUAUUAACUGGGAAGGUGACCUUGGUGAAAUGGAAUCUACUACAACUUCUUUUCCAAAUGAAACGGCAACAAUUGUCAGCCAGUACAAGCUAUUUCCAACCAGAUUUGCUAGAGGAAGGCGAAUCACUUGUGUUGUAAAACAUCCAGCCUUGGAAAAGGACAUCCGAUAUUCUUUCAUAUUAGACAUACAGUAUGCUCCUGAGGUUUCAGUAACAGGCUAUGAUGGAAAUUGGUUUGUAGGAAGAAAAGGUGUUAAUCUCAAGUGUAAUGCUGAUGCAAAUCCACCACCUUUCAAAUCCGUGUGGAGCAGGUUGGAUGGACAGUGGCCUGAUGGUUUAUUGGCUUCAGACAAUACUCUUCAUUUUGUAUAUCCACUGACUUUCAAUUAUUCUGGUGUUUAUGUCUGUAAAGUGACCAAUUCCCUCGGUCAAAGAAGUGAUCAAAAGGUUAUCUACAUUUCAGAUGGUCCAUUUAAGCAGACCUCUUCCAUAGCCAUAGCCGGAGCUAUAAUUGGAGCUGUCCUUGCCCUUUUCAUCAUUGCUGUCUUUGUGACGGUGUUGCUGACUCCUCAAAAAAAGAGACCAUCCUAUCUUGACAAAGUGAUUGACCUUCCACCCACACAUAAGCCACCUCCUAUGUAUGAAGAACGAUCCCCUCCUUUGCCUCAAAAAGACCUUCUAUAUCAGACCGAACACUUGCCUUUGCAGACUCAGUUCAAAGAAAGAGAGGUUGGCGGUCUCCAGCACUCUAAUGGACUAAAUAGCAGGAGAUUUGACUACGAAGAUGAGAACCCAGUGAGGGAAGAUGGGAUUCAGCAGAUGUACCCCCUUUACAAUCAGAUGUGCUACCAAGACCGGAGCCCUGGCAAACAUCGUCAAAACAACGACCCCGAGAGAGCCUACAUCAACCCGCGGGAACAUUACGUGUGAUUUUCCUCAUUUUCCACGGGUGUUCUAACAAAUAUUAUUCUUAGAUUGGGGAGAGAAACCAAGGUCAAUAGUUAUUAUUUUAUUCUCUCGCAUAAAACAAUCUCAGUCUAAGUAAGUAUAUUGGAAGUCAUGAUGAAUGACUUGGAGCCGAUAACGAACUUCUUUCCUUCAUUAAGAGUUUCUUCACCACCAGCUGUGUUUGUGAAUUUGACUAUAGCUUUGUGUGUUUCUGUGAGGAUGGUGUUUAACUACUAACAUUUGGCCUACAAUAGCAUGUUCAUUUAAAAGUAGAGCAUCUGCCUGUGAUGACAGCAGUGAUUCUCCAAAAAGAAAGGCCCCAACUGGGACUAUUAACCUCACUGGGUCUCUAGCAAGCCAGCUUGUUCAUCUAGAACUCAAAAGGGCAGAAAAAAAAGUUCAAAAUCCAUUUCACUAAUUAUUUCGUUGGGAUUUGGCUUUUCCUGACAUGCUUACUACAAUUACAAUACCUGUAUACAAAUAAAAGGCCAGAGGACACAGGCAAAAUUUGUUCUUUAUCCAGAAAACAAGGGCAGCUUAAACCUUCAAGCCUGUUGGUUUUAGACUCUUGUGAUACUGUCAUAUAUAUUACUUCUUGAUUCACUAAGGUCCCGAGGAUACAUAUUUCUUGCCUAGUCAACAUAUCUGUCUAGUCUGAUCAGCAGAGUGCCAGCUAAGUACAUUGCUCUGUUCUCCUUUUGCUCUGUCAUUGUCCCCACAGUUCUGUUCUUUGCUAGCCAGAUUAUCCUAUUUUCCACCUAUUAAAUUCUAAAAACCCUGCCUAAAUGGUGGACAGCCUUGAGCCUUUUCCCUCUUUUCUGUGGUAUUGUACAUGACAGGCUCAGCUUUCACUACUGAAAUUUCUUUCAAAGUAAUCCCAUCCACACAGGCUUUAGCCACCCUCUGCGUUCUUCAGCCUACUAUCGUCCAUGUUUUAUCUACCUCAGAAAAGCUGGAAAAUCACCAUGAAAUAACUCUUGUUCUUAAAAGCCAGGUGGAAAAUUUGAAAACAACAACAAAAAAAAGCCACUUCAUUGUGGCAUAUGUGCUAACCCUACGUUUUGUCCUUGAUCCCCGCUCUCCUGCGUUACCUAGUCAACAAGAAUAAAGAGAUGCUAAAAGAAAAAACGCAAAUACAAUGACUGACUUACCAGUGUAUCUUAUACUACUAUGCUGCCUGCCAGUGUCUGUCUUGAGUUUUCUCACUUCGCUUUGACAACUUUUCCUCACUGAAAUUCAAGGUAGUAAUGAGAGUGGGGUGAGCAGAGGAGGGAACACAGGUACAGAUGUCGACUACCCUCUCUCAUAUCUUAAGGUAAGCGUUGUUUUACUAUGCAUUCUGGAAGAUUAGAGAUAUGUCACAGAUGUGGAAAAAAAAAAAACCACUACAGACGUCAUAUAUUAGGAGAGAGUGGCAUAAACACUAUAGAACAGUACACAUUUCUAACCUAAGCUUCAAGGGGACGGGAGAAUAUUAACAGAUUUCUAAUGGGUACCAAAGAUACGUUAUGAUUCGUGUUGUACUGGCUCUAGUUCUUGCUUGUGUGUUUGUUUCCUUUUCUUCGUUUCCAUACUUUGUCAGAAAAAUUAUCUAGCUAUUCUACAGUUGUGAUACACCACCUCCAUUACCUGGGUGACAAAUGAUUCUGGGAGAAAAGAUGCUUAAAUUUUAAUUCAGUGCCUUAGCUGGGCUAUUAGCAAUUUAAAAGGUGCUCCUUAGAUGGGGUCAAAGGGUAAAUUCCAAGGACCCUCAUUGAUGUAUCACUGUGCUACCUCAGAGCUAGAGUUUGCUGCCAUUUGUAGCAUGCUGGCGCAGAAAGAAAGUAUUUAACUUUAUUAUUUGGAAUCCCAUCGUUGAGUUAGUGUAACUGAAGAUGUAGGAAUCCUUGCAAUUGUUUUCCAAUAGGAAGAUGACUGUUCAGAGCUCUCCUUGACAGGGAAGUGUUUUAUAAAUAUUGGAUGUUACAGAGAAGGAGAUACGGUGGUGCAUCACCUCCUUUAGAAAGCUUUAAAAAUGUCUUACACAUUGAGGAUGGUUUCUGGGGUCCUGCUGGGAAGCAGGUUGUUGAAUUAGUGUCACAAAAGUGUACCCAGGAUCUAGCGGGGAGUAGAGACAUCUGCAUUUGCCCUGGGGAAAGAGGUUUGGAAGCACUGGGUUUCAGGAGCCCUUUUGACCGGUCUUUAACAACUUCCCUAUCAAGAUGAACCUACUAUUGCAUUUUUAAUAUCAUUAAUUAUGGAAAAGAAAUUUCAGGAUAUAGAUACCUCCCUCACAGCCAGCUAGUUCAGAAUCUUCUUUGCCUCUCUGUCGGCUAUGAUAUUUCUUUAACAAACUGGUAGAUGUUCCAGCUGUUUGCCCCUUGCAUGGGUCAUGUAAGCUGUAUGAUUGCUUGUCCUGGUGCAUCCCAUCUGUUUUCUCUAAAUACUGAGUGGAAUAGAAAGAGGUUUUAAAAGAGUUUGAUCGACCAGCCCCCUCAACCGAAAUAUACCAUCCAAAAUUAGCCUGUCAAUCUCUAAAUUUGGAGCCUAGACUACUUGACGAUGACCAUUUAAAUUUGGAAAUUAGACUCUUAAAGGUCGAUGGGUGAGGCUUAAGGAUAUGAGACACAGUUGAUACUAGAUACUCUCUGGUUUACUGAAAUACACUGAAACAGAAAUAAAUCCCAGAACACUUAUCCACUUAUAGCUGCAGCUUUGCAUAUCAAGGGGAAGUGUGCAUGCUCCAUCUUAAACACACAGUCUUUAUUACCUAUUUUGUAGGCUGUCCAAGCUCCGGGAGUGUACACUGUUGCUGCAGUAGCAGAUAACCAGGUUCUUUGCAGACCCUGCUAAAAUAAAGCAGCUAUACUAAUUUA
Pteropus alecto (black flying fox) is the source of this 4631-nucleotide messenger RNA. It is a transcript of the gene NECTIN3, whose product is annotated as nectin cell adhesion molecule 3. NCBI's taxonomy places the organism in Eukaryota, Metazoa, Chordata, Mammalia, Chiroptera, Pteropodidae. Bases 1 to 1758 code for a protein of 585 amino acids. The transcript is spliced from 10 exons. Gene Ontology annotation, cellular component: apical junction complex; adherens junction. Gene Ontology annotation, biological process: symbiont entry into host cell; heterophilic cell-cell adhesion; homophilic cell-cell adhesion. The record is from RefSeq and is a predicted model, not a curated record.